This is a messenger RNA of Lathyrus sativus (Indian pea), 633 nucleotides long. Lineage: Eukaryota; Viridiplantae; Streptophyta; Magnoliopsida; Fabales; Fabaceae. The record is from the annotation of a GenBank genome assembly.
AUGAAUUUACAUUCAAAAAUUUGUACAAUUGUGAUCAUUUUCUUAGGCAUAAUUUCUCAUGCAUUUUCUCUCUCAAUCAGUUUACACGAUUUCGAAUGCAUAUCCGAGCAUGUUCUACAUGACAAUGACAUUGUUUCGGGAAACUUUGUUGUAAUGGAUCAUGAUAUUUUUUGGAGUUCAGAUCAUCCUGGAAUCGAUUUCACCGUGACAUCUCCCGCGGGAAAUGUGAUGCAUUCUUUGAAGGGAACAUCAGGGGACAAAUUUGAGUUCAAAGCCGCACAAAGUGGAAUCUACAAGUUUUGCUUUCACAAUCCUAUUUCGACGCCAGAAACUGUGUCAUUUUAUGUUCAUGUUGGCCACAUUCCUAAUGAGAAUGACUUAGCAAAAGAUGAGCAUUUGGAUCCAAUAAAUGUUAAGAUUGCUGAGUUAAGAGAAGCAUUAGAAUCUAUCAUAACAGAACAAAAGUAUUUGAAAGCACGUGAUGCUAGACAUCGAAAUACAAAUGAGAGCACAAGAAAACGUGUUGUAUUUUACACACUUUUGGAGUACAUUUUAUUUGUGACUACAAGUAUAUUGCAAGUCAUAUACAUUCGUCGUCUCUUCAGCAAAUCAUUUGCUUACAAUCGGGUGUAG